AUGGAUCUCAUACCAAAUCUUGAUUACAUCGAUGUGACUAAUCAACUGUUGAAACGUUGUGGAUCCAAAAUAAGAAUUCAACAUUUAGCUGAAUGCACAGUGGAAGUCUUUGCGGAUAUAUAUCGUGGCCUUUUUCAUAGAUUACCGCCAGAUUAUAUUCAGUACCCUUCAGGAUUACAAGAUCGCAUUCAUAACUGCCAAUUGCUUAUCGAUUCAUUGGCGAAAGAUAUCUUAAAAACUGAUUUAUCACAUAUUUCCGGUGAAGAAAUCGCUAGAGGUAGCCUAACUCGCGUACAGUUUCUUCUCGAAAUAUAUUUUGGACUUAAAGAAUGUUACUUAGAUUGGAAAAAACCUCACAGUAUCGAAGGUAUAGAUUUUGAUAGUGAUACCGAAAGUGUAGACUCUAAUGGCUUGGAUGAUAUUGGAAAAUCGAUCAUUAAGACCGUUAUAGAACAGGAAUUAGAAAACGACAGUAGUGACUUUGAAAAAGAAAAUAUCAAUCAGAAGCUUAUUUCAAGAGAUUUUAUGAAUGAUAAUGUCCGGUCUAAUAGUUCGGAUACAUCAAAGGCAGCAAGCAGUAAGUUUCACACAAAAAUCUUUCGUAAACAUUAUCUCCGCGAAAGUGUGACAUCCGAUCAAGACUCCAGCGAUUCUGACUCAACAUACGAUUUAAUUGCCCAGGUGGCUGUAGCCAACGAUGCCAUUUCAUCUACAGAUAGUUUAAAUGAUGAUGAUUUAAGACAGGAGGUUGAUAAUGUGACAACUCCUAAGCUAGACAUAGCACAUCACAAAGUAAAUAGGAAGAAAAUUAAUAAAAUAUCAGGAGAUUACGAUGAUAAAGCCAGAAAAUUGGAUGAUUUUCAGGUCCUUGACGAAUAUUAUAGCUUGUUAUCAUCACAGAAUGAUUCAGAUUUAAUUUUACAAUCAAGCUUAUCCAGUCAUUCAUUAACUCCAGAAAGCUCUGAAAGUAAUUCUCUUGAUGAAAAAAUCGAAACAGCUAUAAAUAUUCAAAGGGAAAACUGGAGUAAAUCUAUUGAAAAUAAAUACGACAAUGCCAAUCCAGUGGGUGCUAAAUUAGGAGGGUUAAUGGAUGGUGACAAAUCUUGUGAAAAGGGUUCUAUCAGUAAUCGUAUAAGUAAUAAUAAGUCCUUUGGAGAUGAUGAAAGAUUGACACGAUUGGACAAUACAGACGGGAAUAAAGUAGAAAAAGCGUCAUAUACCUCAGUGAUUUCUCAUCAUACUGGAGAUAAAACUGAUAGGCAGCAUGAGUAUCGGCAAACUGUGAUUGACAGCCAGUUAGCCAAGAAUAAGAACGACUACAGCGACAUGCUACUAACAGAAACUAAGCCGCCACCAGAAACGAAAGAGUUAAAAGAUUAUCAGUCCAAAAAUGCUAAUUCUGGUGACGAAGUUCAACGUAACAGUAUCUUCGAAUCGAGUAGUGAAUUAAGCUCUAAGAAUCAUGACUCGUCGCAUUUAAAUACGACUGACAACAAUCGAUAUAAGAAAUUGGCAACAGCGGACACUAAGCUUUAUAAAACUGAAAACUAUCGUAAUGCAUUAAUUGAAAAGAAUGACUCGAAGAAAAGAUAUCAAAAUUUAGAAAUCGACAUUAAAGAUCUUAAGAAUAAUAUAACGAAUAUUUCUGAAAAAGCAUCAUGUAGUGACGAUUAUUCAGAGACAAAUCCAAAUGAAGUUGGCAACAAUGCAGAAUUGAAUCAAGACAAAUAUGCUCAAUUAAAGGAAACUUUAAGAAACUUACGAGAGCAAAGAUCUACAUUUCCUAGUCAACCUAUUUCUACAGAGGAGCCUUUAGUAGAUUCCUAUAGUAGAAACCCAUCUGUAAGAUUUGCUGACUACGUAAGAGAUCGUAGUUUGGAAGAAUUCGAUGGAAGCUUGAGUAAUGAAGAGAAAUAUUUCUCCAACACUAAUAACACUAAAAUUGUUGAUCGAAAGUAUCGUUAUGAUGAGGUAAAGAGUGGUCCUACUCGUAAGCAAAGUAAAAGAAGGGAUAUUAAUGAUGAGACCGCAAAAGAUUUGAUACAGAAAAUAAGGAAUAGGAAUGUGUUACAAACUAAGGAAGUCCAGCGGCAGUUAGAGAGAGAAAAGCAGAUAGAAAGAUUAUGUCUUGAACUGCUAAAGUCUUCUUAUCAGCAUGAGCUGGAAGAUUUAUCAUUAGAAAGAAAAGAAGAAAUUACUGCAACGAAGAAGGUAGCAUUUAAAAAUAAAAACGAUAAGAACAAGAAGAAGCAGAAACAUCACCCAAAAAGUACAUCAUUACAAUGCAACAUUAAAAAUUUUCUGUUAUAA
Trichoplax adhaerens is the source of this 2310-nucleotide messenger RNA. RefSeq lists its product as uncharacterized. The record is from RefSeq and is a predicted model, not a curated record. Bases 1 to 2310 code for a protein of 769 amino acids. NCBI's taxonomy places the organism in Eukaryota, Metazoa, Placozoa, Uniplacotomia, Trichoplacea, Trichoplacidae. The transcript has 8 exons. Gene Ontology annotation, cellular component: centrosome; spindle pole.